CCUCAGUGUGUGAACAAGCUUUGCCUCUGAAGGAUCUCUCCCAAGCCGCAGUCCUCCACAGCCACAGCUGGAAACCUGUCGCUGGAGAGCCAAAGAGACAGUCCCUCCAGUUUAAUGAAACCUUGUGCAUGGAAUAACUGAAGAGGGGACUGGGGACUACUUUUCUUUCACACAGUUUUUCAUAAGACAUCACUCAGGGAUAAUCUUUUGUGGAUACUGCUGGAUACUCUUUUUUGUAGGAUUCGGAUACUCUCUUUUUCUGGAAUAAGUGCCUCACAAUAGAAAGAAGAAAGGAAUGAAAAGGAUUUCUUUGUAAGAGGACCUACUUUGCAUGUAUGGGUGUUAGUCUUUGAUCCUGUCAGAGUGGGACGUGUCUAGCGGGGGGACUGAGGAGGCGGCGGUGCCAACUUUGGAAUAUGGUGCCUAAUAUUCACCUGGCAGGGCCCCUCCUGCCCAAGAGGAGGUUCUUGUUCCUGCUUCUACUCAGCUGCAUGGCAUUCUCCUCUCUGGCAGACAGCUUGCCAAGUUUUGUCAAAUCCCCCGAGGACCAGACGGGCAUCUCGGGUGGAGUCGCUUCGUUUGUGUGCCAGGCCACGGGGGAGCCCAAGCCGAGAAUUACCUGGAUGAAAAAAGGCAAAAAAGUCAGCUCCCAGCGCUUUGAGGUGAUUGAGUUUGAUGAUGGCUCGGGCUCUGUACUGCGGAUCCAGCCGCUGCGCACCCACAGAGAUGAAGCCAUUUACGAGUGCACAGCCACUAACAGUGCUGGCGAGAUCAACACCAGCGCCAAGCUCACAGUACUGGAAGAGAACCAGAUCCCUCAUGGCUUUCCCACCAUCGACAUGGGUCCUCAGCUGAAAGUGGUGGAGAAGACCAGGAUUGCCACGAUGCUGUGUGCCGCCAGCGGGAACCCAGACCCGGAGAUCUCGUGGUUCAAGGACAUGCUUCCCGUGGACAUCAGCAGCAGCAACGGCCGCAUCAAGCAGCUUCGCUCAGGAGCUCUGCAAAUUGAGAACAGCAUGGAGUCGGACCAGGGGAAAUACGAAUGCGUUGCCACGAACAGCGCUGGAACCCGCUACUCUGCUCCUGCCAAUCUCUACGUCCGAGUACGGAGAGUUCCUCCCAGAUUCUCCAUUCCACCCACCAAUCAAGAGGUGAUGCCGGGCGGCAGCGUCAACCUGACCUGCGUGGCGGUGGGCUCGCCCAUGCCCUACGUGAAGUGGAUGACGGGCUCGGUGGAGCUGACCAAGGAGGAAGAGAUGCCGAUGGGACGCAACGUGCUGGAGGUCACCAACAUCCGCGCCUCCACCAACUACACCUGCGUGGCCAUCUCUCCUCUGGGCAUGAUCGAGGCCACGGCGCAGGUCACCGUCAAAGCCUUACCCAAGCCCCCCACCUCGCUCAUCGUCACCGAGACCACGGCCACCAGCGUGACGCUAACGUGGGACUCCGGAAACCCAGAACCCGUCUCCUACUACAUGAUCCAAUACAGAGCAAAGUCUUCAGAUAACGGCUUCCAGGAGGUGGAGGGCGUGGCGACCACGCGCUACAGCAUCGGCGGCCUCAGUCCGUACUCCGAGUACGAGUUCCGCGUCAUGGCCGUCAACAACAUCGGCCGUGGGCCCCCCAGCGACAACGUGGAGACGCGGACGGGAGAGCAGGCGCCCUCGUCGCCGCCUCUGCACGUCCAGGCGCGGAUGCUGAGCGCCAGCACGAUGCUGGUGCAGUGGGCGCCGCCCGAGGAGCCCAACGGACAGAUCCGGGGUUACCGGGUGUACUACAGCUCCGACAUGACGGCUCCGCUCAGCGCCUGGCAGAAACACAACACGGACGACAGCAGCCUGACGACCAUCUCCGGGCUGACUCCAGACAUGACCUACAGCCUCCGGGUGCUCGGCUUCACCUCCGUGGGCGACGGACCACCCUCCGACAUCCUGCAAGUCAAAACACAACAGGGAGUUCCUGCUCAACCGUCCAGCUUCGAGGCUGAAGCUGAGCUGGACACCCGCAUCAGACUAACGUGGUUGUGGCCCGUACAAGACCCCAUAACCGAGUACGAGCUGAUGCACUGGGAGGACGGCACAGACAACAAGAUCCGUGUGAAGUUCAGCCCAGCGGGCUCCUAUGCCGUGGAUGGUUUAAAGCCCGACACCUUGUACUACUUUUCCCUGGCAGCCCGCUCUGAAAUGGGCUUAGGCGUGUACACCCAGCCCAUCGAGGCCCGCACCGCUCAGUCCACCCCGUCCGCGCCCCCUCAGGACGUGCAGCUCGUCAGCCUGAGCUCCACCAGCCUCAAGGUGAGUUGGGUGGCGCCGCCGGCCGCCAGCCGCCACGGCGUCAUAGUGCGCUACACGGUCAGCUACCAGGCCCUUUCCGGGGAGGACACGGAGCGGCAGGACGUGACGCACAUCGACGCAGACGCCACCAGCUACGUGCUGGAGGGCCUGGAGAAGUGGACUGAGUAUCAGGUGUGGGUGAGGGCCCACACCGAUGUGGGCCCCGGACCUGAGAGCGCGGCGGUGAGGAUGAGAACCAAAGAGGACGUGCCGGGAGCCCCCCCAAGGAAGCUGGAGGUCGAGGCCAUAAAUUCCACCGCCAUCCGGGUCACCUGGAAGCCGCCCCUGCAGGUGAAGCAGCACGGCCAGAUCCGAGGCUACCAAGUCAUCUUCUCCCGGCUGGAGAACGGCGAGCCGCGAGGCCAGCCCAGCAUUAUGGACAUCGCUUUACCGGAGGCACAGGAGACCAUCAUCGGCGGCCUGCAGUCUGAAACCACCUACUCCGUCACCGUGGCCGCCUACACCACCAAGGGGGACGGAGCUCGCAGCAAAGCUAAAGUCAUCACCACGACUGGAGCAGUGCCCGGCAGGCCUACGAUGAUCAUCAGCACCACCCUGGACAAGACGGCGUUGAUCCAGUGGCAGCCGCCCAAGGAAAUGGUGGGUGAGCUGAUGGGCUACCAGCUGCAGUACAAACGCACCGACGAGGAAACCUUCACGUCACGCGAGCUCCGGAAAACCGACGACCACUACACGGUCACGGGCCUGCACAAGGGCACCACGUACGUCUUCCGCCUCAGCGCCCGCAACCGCGCCGGGAUAGGAGAGGCCUACGUGAAGGAGAUCAGCACCCCGGAAGGCCUGCCCACGGGGUUCCCCAUGAACCUGCAGGUCACGGGGCUGACGCAGGCCAGCACCCAGCUCACCUGGGAGCCCCCGCUGCUGGCGGAGAGGAACGGCAAGAUCGUCUACUACCUGGUGGUGUACAGGGACAUAAACAGCCAGCAAAACAGCACCAACCGCACGUCCGACACCCACAUGACCAUCCAGGGCCUCAACCCCGACACCACUUACGACAUCCGCGUCCAGGCGUACACGGGGAAGGGCGGGGGGCCCCUCAGCCCCAGCAUCCAGAGCAGAACCAUGUCAAACGAUUUCCCGACCCUUAACUUUGGUGUCAAAGCUGUCACUAAGACGUCCGUCCUCCUUACCUGGGAUUUGCCCCCAAACUACAAAUCUCAGGUUCCUUUUAAGAUCUUAUAUAACCAGCAAAGUGUGGAAGUGCAGGGAAACCUGAAGAGGAAACUGAUCAAUCAGUUGCAGGCGGACACGGAAUACUCGUUUGUACUGACGAGCAGAGGCAACAUCGCCGGGGGUCUGCAGCAGCAGGUGUCCGUCCGCACAGCCCCCGACCUGAUCAAAACCAAGCCCAUCAUGCACUCGGCUCAAAGUGGCAAGAUGACCAUCAGCCUGCCCAAAGCCCAGACCACCAGCCGUGUCAGGUGGUACUACAUCGUAGUGGUGCCGGAUUCCAAGGCGACGCAGAACUGGAAAAAUCCAGACGAGAUGGACCUGGACGAGCUGCUCAGGUCGAGUGAAGGUCCCGCCCUGAGACGCAGACGUCACCUGGACUCCUCUAAGCCGUACAUCGCAGCCAAGCUGGAUUCCCUACCAGCCUCCUUCACGCUGGGCGACGAGAAGAGCUACAACGGCUUCUACAACAAGCCCUUGACCGGUCAGCAGGAGUACUACUGCUUCGUCCUGGCGGUGCUUCAAGACGAGGGCACAGACGGCGCUUCUAAUUACAUGACAUUUUCCGCCAGUCCCUACUCCGACCCGAUCCGGGUCACGGCAAACUCUCGGGGAAUGGAGCAGCCUGAAAUGUUGUGGGUCAUGGGCCCGGUGCUGGCGGUGGUCCUCAUCAUCAUCAUCGUCAUCGCCAUCCUCCUCUUUAAGAAGAAGCGGGCAUCCCCGUUGCCGAAGGACGAGCAGUCCGGUGGCGUCAAAGACUCCCUGCUGCCCAACUCCUCCGACCCCGUGGAGCUGAGAAGACUCAACUACCAGACUCCAGGAAUGAGGGAGCACCCACCCAUUCCUGUCAUUGACUUGGCCGACCACAUAGAGCGACUUAAGGCCAACGACGGCCUCCGCUUCUCCCAGGAGUAUGAGUCUAUUGAUCCUGGCCAGCAGUUUACCUGGGAAAACUCCAACAUGGAAGUCAACAAGCCAAAGAACCGCUAUGCAAACGUCAUCGCCUACGACCACUCCAGAGUCGUGCUCACCUCUGUCGACGCCGUUCCAGGCAGUGACUACAUCAAUGCCAACUACAUCGACGGCUACAGGAAGCAGAAUGCCUACAUCGCUACUCAGGGACCUCUACCAGAGACGCUGAGCGACUUCUGGAGGAUGGUGUGGGAGCAGAGAUCCAGCACAAUCGUAAUGAUGACCAGGCUGGAGGAGAAGUCACGGGUGAAGUGUGACCAGUAUUGGCCAUCACGAGGAACAGAGACCUACGGGAUGAUUCAGGUCACCAUGUUGGACACCGUGGAGUUGGCCACUUACAGCGUCCGCACAUUCGCCCUCUACAAGAACGGCUCCAGUGAAAAGAGGGAGGUGAGACAGUUCCAGUUCAUGGCCUGGCCGGACCACGGCGUGCCCGAGUAUCCCACACCCAUCCUCGCCUUCCUGCGGCGGGUAAAGGCCUGCAACCCCCUUGAUGCCGGGCCCAUGGUGGUCCACUGCAGUGCGGGUGUCGGCAGGACCGGCUGCUUCAUUGUGAUAGACGCCAUGUUGGAGCGCAUGAAGCACGAGAAGUCUGUGGACAUCUACGGCCACGUGACGUGCAUGCGGGCCCAGAGGAACUACAUGGUGCAGACGGAGGACCAGUACAUCUUCAUCCAUGAAGCCCUGCUGGAGGCGGCCACCUGCGGCAACACCGAGGUGGCGGCGCGCAACCUGUACGCCCACAUCCAGAAGCUCACGCAGCCCCCGCCCGGAGAGACCGUCACCGCCAUGGAGCUGGAGUUCAAGAGACUGGCCAACUCCAAAGCCCACACGUCACGCUUCAUCAGCGCCAACUUGCCCUGCAACAAGUUCAAGAACCGGCUGGUCAACAUCAUGCCCUUUGAGUCCACUCGUGUCUGCCUGCAGCCCAUCCGUGGCGUCGAGGGCUCCGACUACAUCAACGCCAGCUGUAUCGAUGGCUACAGACAGCAGAAAGCGUACCUGGCCACACAAGGACCCCUGGCCGAGACCACUGAGGACUUCUGGAGGAUGCUGUGGGAGCACAACUCCACCAUCGUCGUCAUGCUCACCAAGCUACGAGAGAUGGGCCGGGAGAAGUGCCAUCAGUACUGGCCAGCAGAGCGUUCAGCCAGGUACCAGUACUUUGUGGUGGAUCCGAUGGCUGAAUACAGCAUGCCUCAGUACAUUCUCAGAGAGUUUAAAGUCACAGAUGCCAGGGAUGGACAAUCCAGAACAAUCCGCCAGUUCCAGUUCACCGACUGGCCUGAGCAAGGAGUGCCAAAAACCGGAGAGGGAUUCAUUGAUUUCAUUGGACAAGUGCACAAAACGAAGGAGCAGUUCGGACAGGACGGACCAAUCACUGUACAUUGCAGUGCCGGCGUAGGCCGGACUGGAGUCUUCAUCACCCUCAGCAUCGUGCUGGAGAGGAUGCGGUACGAAGGCGUGGUCGACCUCUUCCAGACCGUGAAGACGCUCCGCACCCAGCGGCCCGCCAUGGUGCAGACCGAGGACCAGUAUCAGCUGUGCUACCGCGCCGCGCUGGAGUACCUGGGGAGCUUUGACCACUAUGCAACGUAACCUCUCCCAUCGAGCAGCUUCAUCGGUCAGACCUCUCAGGAGUGUGCCAAGUGUCCCGCAUCAAUCACCAUCCGCUCACUUGACCCCCUAAAAACCUGACCUCCUCGCAGCUACCGGAGGAGAGGACACAAAGGGACAAGCUUUCAAACCCAUCGAAGGUUUAACCAAUCACAGAGAUAUACCCAAGUUAACCAACCACCUGAGAUUUUUUGCUUUAAAGAGAAUCGCAGAAACAUUGCAGUGACGAUGACGAACAUGAAAACUCUUGUACAGAUCCGACAGCGCAGACCGGCGCCGCUCGCCGCUCGCCUCUCUGCUCCGUCGAAACUUAACUUCCCUGACUGUCAAAGGCUACUGGUAGCACUAAGAGAGCAUUAUCUCUGUUUUCUCCUCUUUUUUUUUGUUAAUUUUAUUGUCACUAUUAUGAUUCAUUAUGUCAAAUUUUAUUGUUUAGUAUACUUUUCAUGUUGCUUUUAAUAAUCAUUGUAAUAUCAGACAUUUCUUCUGUCUUAAACCGCCCAGGCAGCCUUGGGCGUGCAUUAUUUCAUAAUCAUUUUUAGGGUACUUUAGCACACAGAACAUGUAUUUUUAACAUGUUCCUAGAUACUAAUACUGGAGGACCACUGUUCUCUGAGCUGCUGUCAGAUUUCUUUUGUCAUAUGAUAUUUUUUUAUUCAUUUUAUGUUGUUAUAAAAGUUGUUUUCUGGUCAUAGUCAGUUCAAUAACGCAAAAUUGCCUUUUUCACUUGCCGUUACCAAGUUUUAAGAGAAAUUCACCUUUUGAGGAAAAAAUUGAUUUCAGAGCACAAACUCGCCACAGAUGUCCAUUUGUUAACAUGGUAGCUAGCUGAAACGCCAGUAAACGACCUAACGAGAGACAAAAUCAGAGGUGCACAGAUGAUUGGAAGCACAUUCAUUCUGGUUUUUUACUUUUUGUUGGGUUUUUUUUUUUUUUUUGUUUUUUUUAUUAUUCUUUGUUUUGGUUUUCAUCAGAAGCCUAUGGCAUUGAGGCCUUCAUACUCCACAGCGGAGAAUUUAACCUAAAGAAAACAGACUUUUAUACCCAAAGGGUAGGCGGCAGAAAAUAAAACUCCGGAUCUCUGAAUAAAGAGGCUCUUCAAGUCCCUCCCAUAUCCUUGCCUGCUAUUAGCCCUGGUGGGUUUGCUGGAGUGGGACCCACCGGAAAACGACGGAGACGAGGGGAAGUGGUUCACGUGGGCUGCGGAGCAGAGCCAUCAGCGUCAGUACCUGUACAGAAUCAACCAUUCCUGCCAGAGGGACAGAGACUCAGCCCUUUGGACAUAAACCUGAUAUUAUUUUAUACAGAAAUAAAACUAUAAAUAUAUAUAUAUAUAUAUAAUUAAUGACUGAUUAUAUAUAUGUACGAUUACAUAUAGAUAUAUGCACAGCUUCAAAAAUAUAUUAUUAAAAGGAUUCUUUCUGCUGAUCUACCUAGAGACACUGCAGAAAGCCUGCUGUUCUAGAUUGUGUAUUAAUGGAAACGCCAUCGUAUCUACUGUACUACCAUAGUAACUUCAACAGCUGGUCAUCUGUCUGAACGAGGAGAAACAGCACAACCCUCCCCCGCCCCAUCCGUCAUAACGGACGACUCUUUUACUCGGCAAGCACACACCUACCUGCUCGCACACGAACCGCAGGAAAGGGGAGCAUCCAGUUUCGGGAGGCCAAAGCAAAGGUAGAGGUGGUGCUGGUGGAGGUGGGAGGAAGGGAAAAGGAGGAAAGGGGGGACUUGAAAAUGCUGGCAAAAGGAAAAAAAAGACAAAAAAACAACUACAAAGAAAAAAAAAAUCAAAAGAAAAUGUUCAUUUUUACCUUGUGAAUGCGUAGUGCUGUAGGGGUUCAAUCUGUUGUACACACAGUCUGUUUUCUAUUUGUUGAUAAAGAACUGGAAUUUAAAAAGAACCUGUUGAUGCAAAAGAAAAACAUUGAUGUUAAUAAAGUUAAAUAAUUGGGUUUUUGUACAAA
This is a messenger RNA of Cololabis saira (Pacific saury), 8080 nucleotides long. Its product is annotated as receptor-type tyrosine-protein phosphatase F. The transcript is spliced from 32 exons. Gene Ontology annotation, biological process: protein dephosphorylation. Bases 417 to 6095 code for a protein of 1892 amino acids. NCBI's taxonomy places the organism in Eukaryota, Metazoa, Chordata, Actinopteri, Beloniformes, Belonidae. The record is from RefSeq and is a predicted model, not a curated record. Gene Ontology annotation, molecular function: protein tyrosine phosphatase activity; protein binding.